Chrysochloris asiatica (Cape golden mole) is the source of this 1683-nucleotide messenger RNA. RefSeq names its product chromosome unknown open reading frame, human C12orf4 (gene FERRY3). NCBI's taxonomy places the organism in Eukaryota, Metazoa, Chordata, Mammalia, Afrosoricida, Chrysochloridae. The coding region runs from base 25 to 1683 and encodes 552 amino acids. The record is from RefSeq and is a predicted model, not a curated record. The transcript is spliced from 13 exons. Gene Ontology annotation, biological process: regulation of mast cell degranulation. Gene Ontology annotation, cellular component: cytoplasm.
UCUAUAGAAUUCCUGUCAAAGAAGAUGAAGAAAAAUAGAGAAAGAUUCUGCAACCGAGAGAGGGAAUUUGUAUAUGAAUUCAAAGUAGGAAGUCAAUGCUUAGAACUGAAGGUCCCACUCCAAUUUCCUGUUGAAGAAGAUGCCAGUCAUUUGCAUGGACGGCUAAUGCUGCUGCACAAUUUACCUUGCUUCAUAGAAAGUGAUUUAAAAGAAGCCCUGAGCCAGUUUAUAGAAGAAGAAUCCCUUAGAGAUUAUGAUAGAGAUGCUGAAGCGUCCCUAGAUGCUGUGAAAUCAGGAGAAGUAGAUUUACAUCAGCUGGCAAGUACAUGGGCCAAAGCUUAUGCUGAGACCACAUUAGAGCACGCAAGGCCGGAAGAGCCCAGCUGGGAUGAAGACUUUGCAGAUGUGUACCAUGACCUAAUCCAUUCUCCUGCCUCGGAAACGCUCCUAAAUUUGGAACAUAAUUACUUCGUUAGUAUCUCAGAACUGAUUGGUGAAAGAGAUGUGGAGCUUAAAAAAUUACGAGAAAGACAGGGUAUUGAAAUGGAAAAAGUGAUGCAAGAAUUAGGAAAAUCAUUGACAGAUCAAGAUGUAAACUCACUGGCUGCUCAACAUUUUGAAUGCCAACAAGCCUUAGAGAAUAAAUGGACAAAUGAAUUAAAACAAUCAACUGCCAUCCAAAAGCAAGAGUAUCAGGAAUGGGUGAUAAAGCUUCAUCAAGACCUGAAAAACCCCAACAACAGCUCCCUCAGUGAAGAAAUUAAAGUUCAACCAAGUCAGUUCCAAGAAUCUGUAGAAGUCAAUGGGAGGAUUUAUGAGGAACAGAGAAAGUUAGAAGAAAGCUUUACCAUUCACUUAGGAGCCCAGUUGAAGACCAUGCACAAUUUGAGAUUGCUGAGAGCCGAUAUGCUAGACUUCUGUAAGCAUAAACGAAGUCAGCGAAGUGGUGGGAAACUCCAUCGACUCCAAACAGCGCUGUCACUUUAUUCCACGUCUCUCUGUGGCCUGGUUCUACUAGUAGAUAAUCGAAUCAAUUCAUAUAGUGGAAUUAAAAGAGAUUUUGCCACAGUUUGCCAGGAAUGCACUGAUUUUCAUUUCCCUCGAAUUGAAGAGCAACUGGAAAUUGUCCAGCAGGUGGUACUUUAUGCAAGAACCCAGCGCAGCAGCAAAUUGAAAGAAUCACAUGAUUCUGGAAACCAAAAUGGAGGACGUGAUGAUAAGACUAAGAAUACUGAUCGAAACUAUUUAAAUAUUUUACCUGGAGAAUUUUACAUUACGCGGCAUUCUAACCUCGCAGAAAUCCACGUUGCUUUCCAUCUCUGUGUGGAUGACAAUGUGAAAUCAGGAAACAUCACCGCCCGCGAUCCUGCCAUUAUGGGGCUCCGAAAUAUACUCAAGGUUUGCUGUACACAUGAUAUCACCACAAUAAGCAUUCCCCUCUUGCUGGUGCAUGAUAUGUCAGAGGAAAUGACUAUCCCCUGGUGCUUGAAGAGAGCAGAACUUGUGUUUAAGUGUGUCAAAGGUUUCAUGAUGGAAAUGGCUUCAUGGGAUGGAGGAAUUUCUAGGACAGUGCAAUUUCUGGUACCACAGAGUAUUUCUGAAGAAAUGUUUUAUCAGCUUAGUAACAUGCUUCCCCAGAUCUUCCGAGUAUCUUCAACGCUCACUCUGACAUCCAAACACUAG